AUGCAUUCUCCUGAGACCCACGCUCCUACCGCCGCCACCGCCGCCACCGCCGCCACCGCCACCACCGCCGCCACCGCCACCACCGCUAGAGAGCCCAGUGUCCUGAAGAAGCACAUCCGCUCGCACACGGGGGAGCGCCCGUACCCCUGCGCCCCCUGCGGCUUCUCCUUCAAGACCAAAAGCAAUCUGUACAAACACCGCAAGUCACACGCUCACCUGGCGAAGGCGGGGGCCGUGGCGGGGACCGGCUCGGAGCACGGCUCGUUCGAAGGAGACUUCUCAGAUGGAGACCAGACCUCGGACUCUGAGGACGAGGCGCCGAGUGACCCUCUGCUGCUGCUGGACGCCACGGGCUCUGCCCACACGGCCGUCAAAGUCCUUAGCCUCAUCUCGCACAAGAGGGGAACGACGAUGGCUCCUUUGGCCGUGCAGGAGCAGCAGGAGCAGCAGGAGCAUCUCCCCUCCAGCGCCGUCAAGCAGAGGUUAGCGCUGCGGCUGUCGGAGAAGCGCAGCAGCGACUCUGAGCACAACCUGUCACUCCCGAGUCAGUCCAGCAAAGGCAGCACGGACUCCGGAUACUUCUCUCGCUCGGAGAGCUCGGAGCACCAGCCGGGCCCGCCCAACGCUAACGCUAAGUCAUAUCAAGAAAUCAUGUUUGGGAAGUGCUACAGGCCGAGUCCCAAGCAGGGGUUUGGGAGCGAGGGCUCGGAGAGAAGCGUGUCGCGGGUUUAUACGCAGGAGAAGGACGGAGCGGAGUCCAUUAGGAUCAACACCUUCAUGGGAGAAGAAGAGCUACAGCCGGACGCAGACCUGGGGCUGUUGCUGAUGAGGAGCAACUCCAUGCCCACGUCGUGCACCACCGCGGCGCAGACGGCGCCCGCGCUGAGAGGCAGCCACUCCUUUGACGAGCGCACGAGCUCAGGAGGCGCCCGGAGGCUACGCAGGCAAGCGGCCUUCGAACUGUCCCACGACACACAUGCAGACGAAGCUCACGGGAAACUCAGCGAAGUGACGGAGAUGGAGAACUACCCAUCCACACCGCCGCACACCAGCUACCACCGACAGGCGCUGGAGCUCGCCACGCGCAAACGCCGCAAGGAGAAGGAGGAAGAGUCGCAGGGUCGGUACGAGAGCAAGGGCCAAGGAUCUGUGUGUGAGAUGGACGUAACUGUCAGUGCAGAAAUAUCAACGAGAAAGACUCUUGGCAACGUCAUCUCCGUGAUACAACACACCAACUCCCUGAGCCGCGGCCACAUGGAACUGACCUAUCACAGCAGCCCGUACUAUCUCGCUCUGGAGGCCAGCGACGGCCACGAGAUGGAGAGAGGUGACGGCAAACUGCGACAGUCUAUACAGAUGGGGCCCAAGCUCGUCCGCCAACCCAACAUCCAGGUCCCAGAGAUCCGGGUGACCGUGGAACCAGACAGUCCAGAGAAGGCUCCGGAAACCCCCGCCAAAGAACCAGAGAAGCAGGUGGUGGAGGAGUUCCAGUGGCCUCAGCGCAGCGAGACAUUAGCUCAGUUCCCUCCAGAGAAACUGCCCCCAAAGAAGAAGAGGCUCCGCCUGGCGGAGAUGGAGCACUCGUCCGGAGAGUCCAGCUUCGAGUCGGCAUGCACCUCUCUGUCCCGCAGCCCGAGCCAGGACAGCAACCUGUCUUACAGCUCCACCUACAGCUCCUCGUUCUCCUGCGAGCGCGAGGACGGCGGCCGGGCGCAGGACGACUGUGGGAAGGAGCUGCUGUCCGUGCCGAACAGCGGCACUCUGUCGUUACUGCAUCAGCGACAACAGAACGAGAUGCGGCGCUCAGCGUCGGAGCAGGCGCCGUGUCACCAGCGCAGAGAGCUGCCCGAGGUCCGCAGCGUGUCCUUCGACUGCGGCAAUCUGGACCCGAGUCCGCGACUGAGACUCGACUACGAGAAGCGGAGCUUCGUGAGGCAGGAGCCUGUGAACACAGAGUCCACCGUGGCGCACCUUCUGACGCGCAGUUUCCCCAUAUUCUCCACGGGUGUUUUCCCGCAGCUGCCGCACCCCAGUCUGCUGGUCCCAGUGCGCAUCCAGACCAACGUGCCGGCGCUCAGCAGCCUGACCUACACCACAGUGUCGCAGGUGUUCGACCAUCACAGCGAGGCCCUCGGCCUCUUUUCCCCAAACACUCAGGAUCCUCAGCGGAGCACGGAGCAGACGCUGGAGGCUCUGGACUUGUCCUCGGCAAAACUGAAGACAGGAAUCCCUCUGUCGCUGACGUCGCGCACCAUCUCCACCACCAACGCCUCCAGCGGUGCCAACAAGCGCAUGCUGUCCCCGGCCAGCAGCCUGGACCUGGUCCUGGAGGUGAAGCAGCAGAAGCGCGUGAAGGAGGAGCGCAUGUUUGGACAGAUUGCAGAUGAACUGAGCGCCGUGGAGCUCGGCAACAGCAGCGAGGAGCCCAUGGACGUGAGCGCUGCGCACGCAGGAAGAGAGGCGUGCGGGGGAGACGAGGGAGAAGGGGACGACAAGAGAGAAGUGGACGACGAGAGAGAAGGGGGAGACGAAGGAGAUGAGGGAGACAAAGGAGACAAAGAAGACGAGGGAGAACAGGCACGUGCGGGAGACAAGGUGCCGGUCGCGCGGCGGUUCCCCAGUCUGCGCACCACGACGGCCGUGAGCUGGUGCUUCCUGAACUUCACCAAACCAAGCAGCUGCGAAGGGCGCCCCCUGCAGUCUGUGUACGGCGUGUGGUGCGUGAGCGCGCAGAACCCCAACCCGCUGGAGCUCAGCACCGGCGUUGCACUUGCGCUGCUGCGCUCCAGACAUCGCAGCGGCGAGGUUCUCUACACCGCCGCCCAGAUGAGUGAGACCGGAGCGGGGAAGGUGGUGUCGUCUCUGCUGGUGUGGAGAGCACAGGAGCAGAAACCCGAGCCUGGUGACUCACAGGUCGACGGGAAGAAGCCCAAGGACGUGAGACCCAAGACGGGGACCGCACCCAGCCCAGGCCAGACCCCAGGCCAGACCCCAGGCCAGACCCCAGGCCAGACCCCUCCCAGGACUGUGCAGAGGCUGCGGUCGUCUCUGGAGAACGAUGAAGAGACAGGAGCUGAGUGUGAGGAAGACAAGCUCCUGAAGCUGAUGCUGAAGCAGACGCAGCUGCGAGACGUUCUGUUAGCUCACCACCUGCUGGGAGGCUAUGACGUGCGUCAGACGAACAAGGACAAGUGUCUGUGCUUCUCAUUCCCCAUGGUGUUUGAGGGAACCAUGAUGGAGACGUACCAUGUGGAGCUGAGCGUGAGGCCGUCGCUGCGGCUGCUUCGGCACAACCUGCCGCCGUUCAUCGCCGUGGAGCGUCUGUGUGGCGAGACCGAGCUGCGAGACGUGCAGCGCGCCUUUGACACGCUGAGUCGGCACCUACACGCUUUCACCUCCAGGAGGGGGCAGCUGAGGAUCGUGCAGGUGAGAGGGAGGAACCAGGUGAGAGGGAGGAACCAGGUGAGAGGGAGGAACCAGGUGAGAGGGAGGAACCAGGUGAGAGGGAGGAACCAGGUGAGAGGGAGGUACCAGGUGAGAGGGAGGAACCAGGUGAGAGGGAGGAACCAGGUGAGAGGGAGGUACCAGGUGAGAGGGAGGAACCAGGUGAGAGAAGGACCAGGUGAGAGGGAGGUACCAGGUGAGAGACACGCUGAGCCUGCACCUACACGCUUUCACUUCCAGGAGGGGGCAGCUGAGGAGGGUACAGGUGAGAGGGAGGAACCAGGUGAGAGGGAGGAACCAGGUGAGAGGGAGGUACCAGGUGAGAGGGAGGUACCAGGUGAGAGGGAGGAUCCAGGUGAGAGACACGCUGAGUCUGUACCUACACGCUUUCACUUCCAGGAGGGGGCAGCUGAGGAUGUACAGGGUCUGGGUUGGGUCCAGGUCCUGGAGUCCAACCCUCUGGUCUCGGUUCUGGUCCUGGUCUUCACUGAGGCCUCACUGAAGGCGUCUGUGUUGUGUUCUCUGGAGUACGGAGAACUGAGCCGCAGUCUGCCCACCAGGGUCUGUCUGCAGUGUGAAGAGCAGGACCUCAGUAGCGCCCCCCAGUGGCAGAAGAACAAAUCUCUGAUCCAGAAUUCUCCGCUUCACGAGGCUCUGGGCGUCCUGAGGAAAACUGGACACAUCCUGUAG
Molecule: messenger RNA, 4134 nt
Organism: Knipowitschia caucasica
Lineage: Eukaryota; Metazoa; Chordata; Actinopteri; Gobiiformes; Gobiidae
Source: the annotation of a GenBank genome assembly